UUCAUCUCAAACCAAUGGGCGAACCCAUCAAUUCUUUCCCCUCAGGCCUCCUACCAGACGAGACCUCGCCGGAGUGGCUAAACAAAGGUGACAACGCAUGGCAGCUCACCGCGGCUGCCAUGGUGGGUCUUCAAAGCGUCCCCGGCCUAGUGAUCCUCUACGGCAGCAUGGUGAAGAAAAAAUGGGCGGUGAACUCAGCUUUCAUGGCGUUAUACGCCUUUGCUUCCGUUUUAUUAUGUUGGGUCAUGUGGGCACACCAACUCUCCUUUGGCGACAAAUUUACAGGCAUCAUGGGCAAACCUAAUGUCGCUGUGACCCAAAAGUAUCUACUCGAAAAACAAUACGAUAAAAUGAUUCCGGUAGCUGAUUAUGUGUUUUAUCAGUUUGCAUUUGCAGCCAUAACUGUUAUAUUACUCGGUGGUUCAUUGUUAGGGCGGAUGAACUUCUACGCUUGGAUGCUUUUUGUGCCUUUAUGGCUCACUUUCUCAUACACCGUAGGUGCUUACACGAUCUGGGACAAAGGGUUUCUUUCCCGACAUAUUAUUGACUUCUCCGGUGGUUAUGUUAUUCAUUUGUCAUCUGGAGUUGCUGGUUUCACUGCCGCUUAUUGGGUGGGGCCUCGGAAUCCAAGUGAUAGGGAGCAUUUUCCACCGAACAACAUAAUCCACAUGAUGGCCGGAGCUGGGUUUCUUUGGAUGGGUUGGAGCGGAUUCAACGGCGGAUCACCACUGGCGGCGAAUGAAAUCACCGCCCUUGCGGUUCUAAACACCCAUCUUUGCACCGCUACCAGCCUCUUGGUUUGGAUGUUCUUCGACUUGAUCUUCCACUCCAAAAGCUCGGUGAUUGGCGGAGUUCAAGGCAUGAUGACUGGUCUUGUGUGCAUCACUCCGGCUGCAGGAGUUGUUGAUACUUGGGCAGCGAUGUUUAUGGGAGUGUUAGCUGGAUCAGUGCCAUGGUACACCAUGAUGAUUCUACAUAAAAAAUCGGCAUUUUUUCAACGUGUUGAUGAUACUUUAGGGGUGUUUCAUACGCAUGCAGUUGCGGGUGUUUUGGGAGGUUUAUCUUCGGGGAUGUUUGCUAAACCGAACCUUAUACGAAAGUUCUACAAAACAGAGCAUUCAGAGUCGCAACAAGGUCCGGGGUUGUUAUACAGCAUAGUCAAUGCUAAUGAGGUUGUUUAUGCGAAGGAUGGAUUCAAGCAAAUGGGGUACCAGAUCCUCGGAGCAUUGUUUAUUGCUGCGUGGAACGUUGUUGUAACGAGUCUUAUAUGUAUAUUUGUUAGUCGAAUAGUUGACUUGAAGAUGCAUGAAGAUGAUUUGGAUAUUGGAGAUGAUGCGAUUCAUGGUGAAGAAGCUUAUGCGUUGUGGGGAGAUGGUCAAAGGCAUCCGCCGUUACGUUCACUUACGCCUAAAUUUCCUGCAUUUUUUCGACGGGUAUAAUUAAACUAGAAAUUUAAGGUUUUUCACAAGAAAUUUAAGGUUUUUCAGUGUACACAUGCAA
Messenger RNA from Lactuca sativa (garden lettuce), 1500 nucleotides. RefSeq names its product ammonium transporter 2 member 3. Gene Ontology annotation, cellular component: plasma membrane. Gene Ontology annotation, molecular function: ammonium channel activity. Gene Ontology annotation, biological process: ammonium transmembrane transport. Lineage: Eukaryota; Viridiplantae; Streptophyta; Magnoliopsida; Asterales; Asteraceae. The record is from RefSeq and is a predicted model, not a curated record.